AGCAACCACGAAAAAUCAGUACAGGCAAUCGUUUUAACAGUGCACGGAUCGGAGUAUAACCAAAGUUGACUAGAGUUCAAUUUAAGUCAGUUCUUUAGCAAUAAAAAAAAUGUUCAGUAAAGCACUGGUUAUCUUCCAAGGCAGUAGCAGCCAAACCAAUAUAGAUUUUGUUCCAUUUUCCGAUUGUCUAAUUGCAGCAAUGGUUUCCAUAAAAAUGUCUUUUCUUCUGGUCGUUUCGCUCUUCGUUCUCAUUAACUUCACUGAUUUUGUUAAUUCUUCGCAUCCAAACUGCCGUAAUGGAUUUCGCUUGAAUAGCGAUGAUACCUGUUUGUCUAUUGCCGACAAAUGUGGCAUCUCCCUGUCAUCGCUUUAUCACCACAACGGACUUACAGCAGGGGGAUUGAACUGCCACAAUCUUGCAGGUCACUUUCUUUGCUGCACUAACUGGACGGACAUGCCCAACACGAAUAAAAGGCGCCCAGGACGCAAAUAAAGACAAAAUCUAAAAUAAUGAGUCAACUUUUCACAAUUAAAUCUUACGUGAACUAUGAAUAUAAAAGCAUCGUAUCUUAUUAAUCCUCUCCGCUGCUCUCCUUAUUAUAAUUACUGUUUGAUCUUAUCUUUUGCUCCUUUAUGUAAUAU
Molecule: messenger RNA, 642 nt
Organism: Daphnia pulicaria
Lineage: Eukaryota; Metazoa; Arthropoda; Branchiopoda; Diplostraca; Daphniidae
Exons: 3
Coding region: 110-493 (127 amino acids)
Source: RefSeq, a predicted model, not a curated record